Pimephales promelas (fathead minnow) is the source of this 3150-nucleotide messenger RNA. The record is from RefSeq and is a predicted model, not a curated record. Lineage: Eukaryota; Metazoa; Chordata; Actinopteri; Cypriniformes; Leuciscidae.
CAGAAGAAUGUCUUUGAAUCUACGCUGCAGGAUCUGAGAAGUUUAAUGCUCUUUCACACAGGGCAGCAGACACCAUGAGCUCCAUUCACUGCAGAGCCACGACUCACAACAUACUUUCUGCUGUCUCUGGCACUUAGACCACAUUGAUUUGUUUUCUAUGGGAGGACUGGAGCAGUUUUUGUGUGUGCGAAGAGGAGCCACUCAUGCGAGCGCAGGACAACUGAGAGACUAGCAGAAUUCGGUUGCAUGAUGGCCUCACAGCGUUCUUCGCUGCUUCUCUGAAGAUCCUUCUUUGCAGUUUAAGUCAUAUAUCUCAGUAUGGAAGAGCUCCGGACUGAAGCAGAGGAGAAGCAAGGAUGAGAAAACUCUGACAGACAGACAACAGAGGAAUUUAGCAUUUCGCACAGUCUUCUAGACCAAAAUCACGGACUAUUUAUUUAUUUUUACUGGAACACUGAAUGAUGUUUCUGCUGGCUGUUAUGUGUGUGUUGUACGUCUGGAGUCCAGCAACGUUGAUCAGUGGACAGGGACAGACAUCGAAUAACAUACCUCGGAAAACAGUGCCAAUGGAUAGUAAUGGAGGACGUUUGUUUCGCGAGGAGGGUGUUUGGAACUACACCACUAUGCUUCUGCGGGAAGACCUCAACAUGCUCAUCCUGGGUGCCAGGGAAGCCAUUUUUGCCCUCGAUCUAGAUGACAUUACAGUCAAGAAGGCCAUGGUGAAUUGGCCAGUCACAGAACAGCAGCAAAAAGAAUGUUCCUAUAAAGGAAAAGAUGCUACGAAUGACUGCAGAAACUAUAUCCGAAUUCUUCAUAAAAAUAAAGAUGGCAGUAUGUAUGUUUGUGGAACCAAAGCAUUCAACCCAUCCUGUGACCAUAUGUCCUAUGCAAAUGGUCAGCUGAAUUUAGCGAACAAGCAAGAAGAUGGAAAGGGGAAAUGUCCAUUUGAUCCUCAUCAACGAUACACGUCUGAGAUGGUUGAUGGAGCGUUAUACACUGCCACUUCAAUUAACUUCCGGGGUUCAGAGCCAGUUAUGAUGCGCAGCACGGACGAAAUCAUACGGACAGAGUUUGCAAGCACUUGGCUCAAUGAACCAAAUUUUGUCUACAUGGCCCACAUCCCGGAGGGAGAAUCGAGCCCAGAGGGCGACGACGACAAGAUCUAUCUGUUCUUCAGCGAGACCGCGGUGGAAUAUGAUUCAUACACCAAGGUGGACAUCUCUCGGGUGGCUCGUGUCUGCAAGGGAGACUUGGGUGGGCAGAGGACGUUGCAAAAGAAGUGGACAUCAUUUCUAAAAGCGAGGCUUGACUGUCCCAUUCCAAAAGUUAACCUGCCUCUUCUGGUCCAGGACAUGUUCCACGUGUGCCAAGAUAACUGGACCACCUGUGUCUUUUAUGGUGUUUUUUACUCUACAAUUGUAAACUCCUCUCAAUACUCUGCAGUAUGUGCAUACAAAAUUGAAGACGUCAGGACGGUGUUCUCAAAGAGCAAGUUUAAGGCUCCUUUUACCGUCGAGACGUCGUUUGUGAAGUGGGCGAUGUACUCGGCUGAACUACCUGACCCUCGACCUGGAGCAUGCAUUGACAAUCAUGCCAGAGAACAGGGCUUCACCAAAACCCUGGAUCUGCCGGACAAAACGUUGCAGUUCGUUAAAGAAAAGCCUCUGAUGGACCAGGCAGUCUCGCCCAUUAGAAAUCAAGCCCUGCUGGUGAAGAGAGGCACUGCUUUCACUAGAAUUGUGGUGGCCACAGCGACAGCCUUGAACGGGAGCAACUAUCACGUCACGCUCAUUGGCACAAAGAGCGGUUCAGUGCUGAAAGCUGUGAAUUAUGAGAGAGAGAUGGUUAUUAUGGAAGAGAUUCAGGUAUUUGAGCCCUCAGAGCCCGUCAAGAUACUGCGACUUUCCAACACCAAGCUAUACGUGGGUUCGGAGGUGGGCGUGGUGCAGCUGUCCAUUAGUGAAUGUGGGCGGUACCACACGUGUCUGGACUGCGUUCUGGCCAGGGAUCCGUACUGUGGCUGGGACCUCAACAUCGAACGCUGCUCUACCAUAGACGACACACACAGAAACAGAACCAGCACCGUGAUUCAGAGUUUGAGUGACGGUAACGCCAGUCAGUGUCCGCCAAUAGGUGUCAGUAAGCCGGUCAACAUCUCGGUUUUCCAUGGCAAUACCGUGAAGCUGUGGUGCCAGCCUUAUUCCAACCUGGCAAAGGUUCACUGGCAGCUGAACGGACUGCCGAUCACACCGUCAAACACCUUCCAGAUCCUCUCGGACUGCCUAAUGAUCCUCAACGCCUCCGCAGAAGCCAGCGGCGACUACACCUGCAGUUCUGUCGAGGGGAAAUACGAGGCCCAGCACGUGGCAUAUCAUCUAACAAUGUGGUCAGGACCUGGGACUACAGCGUCCCUCAGGGACAUUAAGGAAAAAGAGAACACCCUAGUGGCGAUGGUGGUGGUAUUGUCGUUAAUUCUAGCAAUGCUAGUGAUUUGGAACCUGUACAAAGGGCAUUUACCUUUGCCAUGUUGCCACAGUAGGGUAAAGGACACGACAAACAGGUGCGGGGACGAGAGGUUCUCUGGAAACCAGGCUCAACAACGUAAAGCAGCGUCAUCGACAGUGAACAUGAACAGCAACAACAACCAUCCAGACAUCCAGAGGUGUUCCAUCUCUAGAGAAACAGACAGACUCUCAACCACGGUUGGUUCCUCAGGUCAGAUCUCAAUGACAUAUAUAGAUGAUGAGUCAGAGAUCUGAGGUCGUUGUUAUGCGCAGACUUGCUAAUGCAGCUAAUGUGAUAGUUCAUCUUUUAAAUGCAGACCACGGGUGCUGGAUCCUCUUUUGCACCUGCUAACUCUUGACUAAACUGCUGUUUUGACCCACUUUGUGUCCUUGAUGAAUUGCCUUUCAUUCUAAAUGCCAUUUUUCAACUACCAUAUGCCAAAUGUGGUGUGAAACACCAUGUUUCAUAUGGAAAAAAGAAUAUGAAGACACUGAACCAGACUUUUGAACUGCCAAAGUCUCUUCAAAGUCAAAUCACUUGGUGGACGUAUUUGUAACGCCACCAGGCAGCUAUUUCAAUUAUGCAAAAUCAGCGUUAGUGUGUCAAACUGCUUGGCAAUAUUUCAAAUAUUUGUUGAGAUGCCUC